AUGGCGGACCAACUCAACGGUACCAUGGGCAAUUUGUCCCUCGACUCGGCCCCGCAGGGCAACCAGCAGCCUCCUGCCCGCUCUUACAUCCCGCCCCACAUGCGUAACAAGAUGGGGGCCGGUAGCAGCCCGGUCAACUCUCCUCCCUUGAGCUCUCCUCCCGGCUCCGGCGGCCCCGGUGGUCCUGGUGGUCCCGGUGGUCCCGGCAGCCCCAUGGGUGGUCUCAACAGCAGCGCUUGGGCUGGCAACAACAACUUCGACGCCCGCGCCGGUGGUGGUGGUAACUGGGGCGCUGGAGGCGGCGGCGGCGGUUACGACGGCCCGAACCAGUCUUGGGGCGGUGGCGGCGGUCGCCAGGGCGGCUUUAACCGCGGCGCUUACCGUGGCCCUCAAGGCGGCGGUGGUGGCAUGGGCGGUGGUGGUGGUGGCCCUGUUGGUCGCGGCGAAGGUCGCUGGGUCGACGGCAAGCACGUCAUUGGCCCCAGCGACCCUCGCAUGGAGCGUGAUCUCUUCGGCACCCCCGACGACCCGAGCAAGCAGCAUACCGGUAUCAACUUCGAGAAGUACGACGACAUUCCGGUCACGCCCUCUGGCCGCGAUGUGCCUGAGCCGGUGCUGACCUUCAGCAACCCCCCGCUGGACGAGCACCUGCUGUCCAACAUCGAGCUGGCUCGCUACAAGAUCCCCACCCCGGUCCAGAAGUACUCGAUUCCCAUUGUCAUCAACGGCCGCGAUCUCAUGGCCUGCGCCCAAACAGGUUCCGGCAAGACUGGCGGUUUCUUGUUCCCUAUUAUGCACCAGUCGUUCACCCAGGGCCCGUCCCCUGCUCCCGUCCAGGGCGGCGGUGGCUACGGCCGUCAGCGCAAGGCGUACCCGACUGCCUUGAUCCUGGCUCCCACUCGUGAGCUGGUGUCUCAGAUCUACGAUGAGGCCCGCAAGUUCGCCUACCGUUCGUGGGUGCGCCCCUGCGUCGUCUAUGGUGGUGCCGACAUCGGCUCGCAGCUCCGCCAGAUUGAGCGUGGCUGUGAUCUUCUUGUUGCCACUCCGGGCAGAUUGGUCGACCUCAUAGAGCGUGGUCGCAUCUCGCUGUGCAACAUCAAGUAUCUCGUCCUCGACGAGGCUGAUCGCAUGUUGGACAUGGGUUUCGAGCCCCAGAUUCGCCGCAUCGUGCAGGGCGAGGACAUGCCCCCCGCCGGCUCGCGCCAGACGCUCAUGUUUUCGGCCACUUUCCCCCGUGACAUCCAGAUGCUCGCCCAGGACUUCCUCAGCGACUACGUCUUCCUUUCCGUCGGCCGUGUGGGUUCCACCUCGGAGAACAUCACCCAGAAGAUCGAGUACGUCGAGGACAUCGACAAGCGCUCUGUGCUUCUGGACAUCCUCCACACCCACGCUGGUGGUCUGACCCUUAUAUUCGUGGAGACCAAGCGCAUGGCCGACUCCCUGUCGGACUUCCUUAUUAACCAGACGUUCCCGGCCACCUCGAUUCACGGUGACCGCACCCAGCGUGAGCGUGAGCGCGCCCUCGAGCUCUUCCGCGGCGGCAAAUGCCCCAUUCUGGUGGCCACUGCUGUCGCUGCUCGUGGUCUCGAUAUCCCCAACGUCACUCACGUCAUCAACUACGAUCUCCCCACCGAUGUGGACGACUAUGUCCACCGUAUCGGUCGUACCGGUCGUGCUGGUAACACGGGUAUCGCUACUGCCUUCUUCAACCGUGGCAACCGCGGUAUUGUCCGCGAGCUUGUCGACCUUCUCAAGGAGGCCAACCAGGAGGUUCCCUCGUUCCUCGAGACCAUCGCUCGUGAGUCGUCCUUCGGCGGCGGCGGCCGUGGCCGUGGUGGUGGUGGUCGCGGUCGUGGCCGUGGCGGUAACACCGAUUUCCGCAAGUACGGCGGUGGUGGAGGCGGCGGUGGCUUCGGCGGAGGCUUCGGCGGCAACCAGCACGGCGGCGGCGGCGGUGGCGGCUUCGGCAGCGGUGGUGGUGGUGGUGGCUACGGCGGUGGUGCUCCUCCCCCCAGCGGCGGCUACGGCGGCGGUGGUUAUGGUGGCUAUGGCGGCGGCGGUUACGGCAACCCCGGCGGUGGUGGUGGCCAGUCCUGGUGGUAA
This is a messenger RNA of Dichotomopilus funicola, 2103 nucleotides long. RefSeq names its product ATP-dependent RNA helicase. Gene Ontology annotation, cellular component: nucleus. The transcript has 2 exons. Gene Ontology annotation, molecular function: RNA binding; RNA helicase activity; ATP binding. Lineage: Eukaryota; Fungi; Ascomycota; Sordariomycetes; Sordariales; Chaetomiaceae. Bases 1 to 2103 code for a protein of 700 amino acids. The record is from RefSeq and is a predicted model, not a curated record.